Cylindrotheca closterium is the source of this 690-nucleotide messenger RNA. The record is from the annotation of a GenBank genome assembly. Lineage: Eukaryota; Bacillariophyta; Bacillariophyceae; Bacillariales; Bacillariaceae.
AUGAUGCUAAACAUGGACUAUUGGAAUGACAGCAUCAAGCUAAACAACCUCGGAGUUGAAAGUCUCCAACAAGGUCAGCUUGACAGAGCUGCCGAAUGCUUUCGGAAAGCAUCCGAGUUGAAUGCAGAAGCUUCCUAUGAUUCCCCAUUGGAAGGGUACGGUGUCUAUUCCAGCCAAUGGAUCACUUUGGCGCACAUGCCGCUGCACCAAAUGGCAGUUGGAUCCAUCAGUGCGACUCCUCCUUGCGUCCUGGCUAUUGGGGACAAAGUCCCUAAGGACAGCUGCGUUCAUGAUUCAGAACGGCAGUCAAACGUCUUUGUCACACGGCUAGACUGGAUCAUUGAAUUCAACCUUGCUACGACGCUGCAGCUGUAUAGUACCCAUGCCGCAUUAAGCGGCUGCUGCUCUUUGUUACUACGUGAGUCGUUCCAAUUGUAUGGCGAAGUGGCGCAAGAUUUGUUGGAGUGGAACAACUACUCCGCUACCAUGGACCUUGCCAUGUUUCUGAUGACGAUCUACAGCCACCAAGCAUCUAUUUGUGCUCAGUGGGGAGAGCGCAAGCUAGCACUACUGUACCGACGAAGGCUCGAUCGCAUUCGACACUGCUGUGCUCACACCACCCAGGCGGAAUCGCAACGUCAACAGAUUACUCUUGCACUUUGCGAGAGCCAGUGUGCACCUUGUGCGUGA